Molecule: messenger RNA, 1401 nt
Organism: Leptosia nina
Lineage: Eukaryota; Metazoa; Arthropoda; Insecta; Lepidoptera; Pieridae
Source: the annotation of a GenBank genome assembly
AUGAAAAUUACCGUUACCACGCUAAACGACGACAUCUUCGUUCUCGAUGUUUCUGAAGAUUUGGAGCUUGAAAAUUUCAAAACAUUCUGUGAAAUUGAAACUGGUUUUCCCGCUAAAGAUAUAAUACUAAAUUAUAAUGGGAAACCUUUACUCGACGACAAGAAAUCUUUGAAAGAACUUGGGGUAAACGAUGGAGACGUGAUUGUUUUGAUCCAUUUGGUGCAGUCAGCUUCGAAUCUAAAUGCUAGCAAUGCUAAUCAAGCAGUCCCUUCUGGUUUGGCUAAUCUUGACUUCAGUAAUAUUCGAGUACCAUCAGCACCAGGGCCAUCAAUGGCUUCGAGGAACACACCAGUGGAAGAGGAUCCCCGCAUAAUUCGAGAGAUGUUUCUGGCCAAUCCAGAUCAGCUCGCCUUACUUAAACAAAAUAACCCCCGUUUAGCCGAUGCUUUACUGAGUGGCAAUCUUGAUACAUUCGCUUCAGUUCUGAGGGAACAAAUAUCAGCAAGAACUGAACGUCAACAACAAAGAAUACGGAUGAUGAAUUCUGAUCCAUUUGACACAGAAGCUCAAAGGUUGAUAGCGGAGGAGAUAAGACAAAAAAAUAUAGAAGCAAACAUGGAGGCAGCCAUGGAAUACAAUCCAGAAACUUUCGGGACUGUUGUUAUGCUGUACAUUAACUGCCACGUGAAUGGGUUUCCUGUAAAGGCAUUUAUAGACUCAGGAGCACAAACUACAAUAAUGUCUGCGGCGUGUGCUGAAAGAUGCAAUAUCAUACGUCUCGUCGAUACAAGGUGGGCUGGUAUUGCCAAGGGCGUGGGUGUACAGAGAAUAAUAGGACGUAUUCACAUGGUACAGAUGCGAAUUGAAAAAGAUUUCCUUACUACAUCAUUCUCAGUUCUCGAGGAACAACCCAUGGAUAUGCUUCUCGGACUUGACAUGCUCAAACGCCACCAGUGUAACAUAGAUUUAAAGAGGAAUGUUCUUGUCAUUGGGACAACGGGUACUGAAACUCCCUUCCUGCCUGAGUCAGAGUUGCCAGACUGCGCUAGACUAUCUGGCGUCUCUGAGGAUGAUAUACAGGAUCGACAAGUGCAGGACUUUGAAGAGCGAGAAAUGAAGCAAGCUGUGGAAAAAUCGAAACAAGAAGCUGCAGUGAAUCAAAGUACACAAUCCACUAUUUCAAGUGAUUCGUCAACCUCUGUGGGUCAACAAAGUGCAAGAGUUGCCCUAGAAGAUCCCAGCCGCAUAAUUCUUCCUACUGACCGCUUUAACGAGAGCGAUGUUGAGGAAAUCGUCAACAUGGGAUUCACAAGAGAACAGGCAAUUGUCGAACUGCGUCGUUUCAACGGCGACAAGACCUGUGCAACUGUGGCCCUUUUCGCCAAAUCGCUAAAGUUUUGA